UUUCUGUGGCUCCUCAUGAUUGUAGGACUUGCCAUUGUUGUAUUUAUGUUCAGAAGUGAGUCCCUUCAAGCAAUGUUCCACAGCUUCCAGCCAGAGUUCCUGAAGCCUGCACCGCAUGUCCCCGCGCUGAAACUUCUCCCUGAGAAGGACCUGAGGAACCUCUUUACCUACGAUGGUGUCUGGCUCUUUCCCAAAAACCAGUGCGACUGUAACUCCGGCCAACUGCAAAGAAAAUACGACUUUCAGGGCGCCUAUAACAAGAAGGACCUCCCAGCUGUGACUGCCAGGAGACAGGCAGAAUUUGAACACUUCCAGAGGAGAAAAGGGCUGCCCCGCCCACCACCUAUACUGGCUCCGCCCAAACUCCCCUUUGGAUACCCAGUCCAUGGAGUGGAGGUGAUGCCCCUGCACACAAUUCUCAUCCCAGGUCUCCAGUAUGAAGGGCCGUAUGCCCCAGUCUAUGAGGUCACUCUGAGAGCGUCUCUGGGGACACUAAACACCCUUGCUGACGUCCCAGACAAUGUGGUGCAGGGCAGAGGCCAAAAGCAGCUGACCAUUUCCACCAGCGACAAGAAGCUCCUGGGAUUCAUCCUGCAGUACGUGACAUACACCAGCACGGAGUACCAGCUCCACAAGGUGGACAUGGUGAGUCUGGAGUCCAAGUCCUCAGUGGCCAAGUUUCCAGUGACCAUCAACCAACCUGUUGUACCCAAGUUGUAUGACCCUGGACCUGAGAGGAAGCUCAGGAACCUGGUGACCAUUGCCACCAAGACAUUCCUCCGCCCCCACAAGCUUAAGAUACUGCUGCAGAGUAUUCGAAAAUAUUACCCAGACUUGACCGUGAUUGUGGCCGAUGACAGCAAGGAGCCCCUGGAAAUUAAAGAUGACUACAUGGAGUAUUACCUCAUGCCCUUUGGGAAGGGCUGGUUUGCUGGUAGGAACCUAGCCAUCUCACAGGUGACCACUAAAUAUGUCCUCUGGGUGGAUGAUGACUUUUUCUUCGACAACAACACCAAGAUUGAGGUGCUGGUGGAUGUCCUGGAAAAAACUGAACUGGAUGUGGUGGGCGGCAGUGUGCAGGGAAAUGCGUUCCAGUUCAGACUGUUAUUGGAACAGAGUGAGAACGGGGACUGUCUUCACCAGAGGUGGGGAGGGUUCCAGGCCCUCGAUGGCUUCCCCAGAUGCGUGGUGACCAGCGGUGUUGUAAACUUCUUCUUGGCUCACACAGAUCAACUCCGAAGAGUUGGUUUUGAUCCCCGCCUGCAACGCGUGGCUCAUUCAGAGUUCUUUGUUGAUGGGCUGGGGAGCCUGUUGGUGGGCUCCUGCCCAGAUGUCAGUGUACAGCACCAAUCACAUGCGCCGUGGAGUAAGGAUGCAGAGGUGGCUGCCAUGGAGAAGUCUUAUAACACAUACCGCGUCAACACCAAUGCUCAGGUCCAAUUCAAGCUCGCUCUCCACUACUUCAAGAACCAUCUCCAGUGCUCCACUUAA
This is a messenger RNA of Cricetulus griseus (Chinese hamster), 1491 nucleotides long. Lineage: Eukaryota; Metazoa; Chordata; Mammalia; Rodentia; Cricetidae. The record is from RefSeq and is a predicted model, not a curated record.